AUGGCUUCACGAGGCGCAAAACGCUUUUUGAAGCCGGCGCUGUACACCGUCGGUGCUGCCGCCGUCGGUGGAGGCCUCUACGCUUCCGUCAAGCCCCGCGAUAUCCCUGGCCAUGAGCCUGCUGCUGUCCCUCCUCCCCGCUACGGCGAGGGAGGCACCUUCAGCCCCCCCAACUUCCCCCGUGUCAAGACGCGCGAGGAGCAGAUUGCCGACCUGAAGAAGAGCGCCGCCAACAACGCUACCAAGGCCCUCGACGCCGCCAAAAAGGGUCUCUCUCGCAUCGCCGGCUCCGACGAGGGCGCCGUGGGUCAGCCUGAAGACGACCCCUACGACCUCCUCGUCAUUGGCGGUGGUGCGACUGGUACUGGUAUUGCGCUUGAUGCCGCGACUCGCGGUCUGAAGGUCGCAAUGGUCGAACGUGAUGAUUUCUCCUCUGGCACUUCUAGCAAGUCUACAAAGCUCGUCCACGGUGGCGUCCGGUAUUUGGAAAAGGCUGUUUGGGAAUUGGACUACAACCAGUACAAGCUCGUCGUCGAAGCUCUCCGCGAACGCAGGUACUUUUUGGACACGGCCCCUCAUCUCUCGUCUUGGCUCCCCAUUAUGAUUCCUCUCGACAAGUGGUGGAAGGCUCCCUACUUCUGGGCUGGUACCAAGUUCUACGACUUCCUGGCUGGUUCUGAGAACAUUGAAAGCUCCUACUUCUUGACCAAGAGCAGGGCCCUCGAGGCUUUCCCCAUGCUCAAGAAGUCUGAUCUCGUCGGUGCUCUGGUUUACUACGAUGGUGCUCACAACGACUCUCGGAUGAACGUCUCCCUGGCUAUGACUGCUGCUCUCUACGGCGCGACUGUUGUCAACCACAUUGAGGUCACUGGUUUGGAAAAGGACGCCAAUGGCAGGCUCAGCGGCGCUCGCGUCAAGGACUGCAUCGACGAAUCCAACGGCAAGACUCCUCAGGAAUUCUCUAUUCGCGCUAAGGGUAUCAUCAACGCUACCGGACCAUUCACGGACUCCAUCCGCAAGAUGGACGACCAGAAGGUCCAGGAAAUUGUUGCCCCCAGCUCUGGUGUUCACGUCAUUCUUCCCGGUUACUUCUCGCCUUCGAACAUGGGUCUCAUCGAUCCGUCGACUUCGGACGGUCGUGUUAUCUUCUUCCUCCCCUGGCAGGGUAACACGAUCGCUGGUACCACCGACGCCCCGACCGACAUCCAGCAGAACCCCAUUGCUGGUGAGGAAGAGAUCAACUGGAUUCUGAACGAGAUCAGCGGCUACCUUGCUCCCGACAUCAACGUCCGUCGCAGCGAUGUCCUCGCUGCCUGGUCUGGUAUUCGUCCUCUUGUCCGCGACCCCAAGGCUCAGAAGACCGAGGGUCUUGUCCGUAACCACCUGAUCACCACCUCUACUUCCGGACUCAUGACCUGCGCUGGCGGCAAGUGGACCACUUACCGUGAGAUGGCUGAGCAGACUGUCGACGAGGCUAUCAAGGAAUUCAAGCUGCAACCCAAGGCUAUCACCACCCCUCCCCGCAUCUCCGGUACCGAGGCCGUUGACGACAAGGCUACUCUUGACGGAUCCUGCCAGACUCACCGCGUUCGCCUGAUCGGUGCCCACGGCUACAGCAAGACUCUCUUCAUCAACCUGAUCCAGCACUACGGUAUCGAGACCGAGGUGGCCCACCACCUCACCACUGCCUACGGUGACCGCGCCUGGACCGUCUCUGCUCUCUCUGACCCGACCAACCUCCAGUUCCCCGUCCGCGGCAAGCGCAUCUCCCCUCUGUACCCCUUCGUCGAUGGUGAGGUUCGCUACGCCGUCCAGCACGAGUACGCUCAGACCGCUGUUGAUGUUAUCGCUCGCCGCACCCGUCUCGCUUUCCUGAACGCCCAGGCCGCUCUUGAGGCUCUGCCCAAUGUUAUCGACCUCAUGACCGCCGAGCUUGGCUGGGACAGGAAGAGGCAGGAGCGCGAGUGGAGAGAUGCCAUGACCUACCUUGGCAGCAUGGGCCUGCCCAAGGGCAAGCUCACCCUAACCCGGAAGGAUGUUGAGGCGGGCCGUCACCUCGGCCAGGAGUUUGACACUAGCGGCAAGGGUGACAAGCCGCGUGAGACGCUCCCCACGCAGUCCAACUUCCCCACGGGCCACAACCCCGUUGAGGGAUCCGAGUCGCGCGCCAACAAAUAA
This is a messenger RNA of Aplosporella prunicola CBS 121167, 2178 nucleotides long. RefSeq lists its product as uncharacterized. Gene Ontology annotation, cellular component: mitochondrion; glycerol-3-phosphate dehydrogenase (FAD) complex. The transcript has 4 exons. Lineage: Eukaryota; Fungi; Ascomycota; Dothideomycetes; Botryosphaeriales; Aplosporellaceae. The record is from RefSeq and is a predicted model, not a curated record. Gene Ontology annotation, biological process: glycerol-3-phosphate metabolic process. The coding region runs from base 1 to 2178 and encodes 725 amino acids. Gene Ontology annotation, molecular function: glycerol-3-phosphate dehydrogenase (quinone) activity.